Molecule: messenger RNA, 932 nt
Organism: Coccinella septempunctata (seven-spotted ladybird)
Lineage: Eukaryota; Metazoa; Arthropoda; Insecta; Coleoptera; Coccinellidae
Product: stromal cell-derived factor 2
Exons: 4
Coding region: 116-856 (246 amino acids)
Source: RefSeq, a predicted model, not a curated record
AAUUAUUUGAACUACUCAACUACUCAUCAAAAACAUUGCUGUUUGCUGUCCUGUACGGAAAGAGUGGAGAGUUGAAUAAUUUGAAUCUUUUAGUUUUUUUUUAAUAAUCAGAAAAAUGUACCUUGUUUUUGAGAAAAAUUUAAGCUCUUUUUUGUUCAUAAGCUACUUUAUAGUCAUUGUUCACGGUGCUCAACAGAGAUAUGUAACCUGUGGCUCAGUAAUAAAACUACUGAAUACAGAUCACAGAGUGAGAUUACAUUCUCAUGAUAUUAAAUAUGGUUCAGGUAGUGGACAACAGUCCGUUACAGGUACUGAAGUUCAGGAAGAUGUUAACAGUCAUUGGGUGGUAAAAGCUGCAACCGGUAAAAUAUGCCCAAGAGGUGAACCAAUAAAGUGUGGUUCAUUGAUAAGACUCGAACAUUUGGAAAGCAAAAAAAAUUUGCAUUCACACAUAUUUUCGAGUCCUCUUAGUGCCCAGCAGGAAAUAAGUUGCUAUGGAGAUAACGGAGAAGGGGAUACUGGCGAUCAUUGGCAAGUUAUUUGUUCUGGGAAUGAAGUGGCAAGUCUAUUUGAAAAAGUAUCGAAUUUUGCACAUGGAGUGCUGGGUACACCUAAAGAGCAAAAUGUGAGGGAAGGUGAGAAUUGGCUCAGGGAUGAAACAGUCAUGUUGAAACAUAAUGAUACAGAUGCCUACCUUGGUACGUCAGGGCGGACUUUUGGAAGGCCUAUUAAUGGUCAAAUGGAAGUAGUUGGUAUGAGAUCCUCAACAGGUGCAGUACACUGGCAGACAAUGGAAGGGGUAUUUUUACGCAAUUCUCCACCAAUGAAUUCACAUCAUACUCAUACAGAACUCUAGAUUAUUUGAAUAAGUCAUUAUAUUUUGUAUUUAUUUGUGUAUAUUUGUGACAGAAUAAAUGUUGAUUUGUUAUAAA